GUAGCAGCAUUAAACAACUUGGGCUUUCGGCAGGCACUCUCUACAGUCUCUACAGUCUUUACGUUGCUUUACGACUUUACUAGUUCUUUACUGUUCGGAUUUAAGCAUCCUUUACGUUUUCUCAUAAAAAUCCGUUUAUAUUUAUUCAAUCAUUAUGGCAGAGGAAUAUCUUUAUGGAAUAACUCUUCAAGGAGCCAAUGCCAGCGAGGUUUGGGAUCCUGAGCAUAAAAAUGAUGAUGCAGAUGGUGGUAAUCAGCACUUUGGAGUUGACCAAAAACUCAUUAUCAAAAUGGCUUUGUUGGGACCAGAAGCUAAGGUUGGUGAACUAAAUGUUCUUCAAGUUGAAGCUAUGGGACUGAAGGGAUUAAUAAAAACGCCGAUUGCUUUACUGGAAAGAGGAAAAACCGAACAAAUUAUUUUGGACCUCAGUUUUCCCGAUCCACCAGUAACUUUUUCUUUAGUUAAAGGUAGUGGACCUAUUCACAUAGUAGGACACAAUUUAUUGGGAACACAUAUGGAAGAAUUUGACGACUUGGAGGAGGAGAUGGACGAGGAAAACAUGGAAGACGAUGAUGAGGAAAAGGACACCGAAGUUGACGAGGACGAGGAUGAAGAGCCUAAAAAGAAGAAUGCCAAAAUGACAGCUGCGACUAAAACAAAAAAUCAAGCCAACAAAAACAAGAAAAAAUAAAUAUUAAUAUUUCAACAUCAUUUAUUCAUCUCUGUCUCCCAUAAGAAAAUAUUUAAAAAAAAAACACAAAACACACAUACAUACAUAAAUUUUCAUUUUCUCAUACAUAUACAAAUACGCAUUGACAUAAAUCAACAUAUAUUCUUUUAGACUAGGCUAUAUUGUAAUUUAAAUCCAUUUAAUAAUUAUACAUAUUGUCAUUUGCAUUUGCGCGCGCAUCAACUGUUUUAUUUUUUAUUAAUAUUAUUAUCAUUGUCAUUAUCAUUAUCAUUAUCAUCAACAAUGAUUAUACGCAUCCACGUAUUUCACUACUAAAUAAAUAGCCGCGAACUUUUAAAUGUAAUUUAUGAUAACAAUAAACAAGUUCAUCAGUCAUUUAAAAUUUUAUAAAAUUUUAUUAUUAUUUUUUAAAAAUUAU
This is a messenger RNA of Microplitis demolitor, 1109 nucleotides long. Its product is annotated as nucleoplasmin-like protein. NCBI's taxonomy places the organism in Eukaryota, Metazoa, Arthropoda, Insecta, Hymenoptera, Braconidae. Gene Ontology annotation, biological process: chromatin remodeling. Gene Ontology annotation, cellular component: nucleoplasm; cytoplasm; nucleolus. The record is from RefSeq and is a predicted model, not a curated record. Gene Ontology annotation, molecular function: chromatin binding; RNA binding; histone binding. The transcript is spliced from 5 exons. Bases 155 to 691 code for a protein of 178 amino acids.